Grus americana (Whooping crane) is the source of this 7806-nucleotide messenger RNA. RefSeq names its product phosphodiesterase 4B (gene PDE4B). Lineage: Eukaryota; Metazoa; Chordata; Aves; Gruiformes; Gruidae. Gene Ontology annotation, biological process: signal transduction. The transcript is spliced from 15 exons. The record is from RefSeq and is a predicted model, not a curated record. Bases 3605 to 6094 code for a protein of 829 amino acids. Gene Ontology annotation, cellular component: cytosol; nucleus; perinuclear region of cytoplasm. Gene Ontology annotation, molecular function: transmembrane transporter binding; 3',5'-cyclic-AMP phosphodiesterase activity.
GCGUGAAGUAUGCAUUGUCACUGCGUUUUAUUGUUUGUUUUAGUUGAACGAUAAUGAACAUUUCAAUGAUCAUUUCUGGAAGUUAAUGACUGAGAUAAAGGACCGGGGGCUGUUCCCUGCGGUGCCCCACGGGUGAUACCAAGCAUUUCUGUGUGUCGCCUGGAUGAACAGGUUGGAUGCGGGUCCAGUGUGGAAAUAAAACCCUCCUCUCCCCCAACUCUGUGUUUAUUUAUUUUAUCACUAAUGGUUUGUCCUUUGCCGUUUCUUUUGUCCCGGAUGUUCUGGGCUGGCACCUCAUUCCUGUCCCUGCCCAUAUCCCAUGGGAAAUCAGCUCCGAGGGCUCCCCGGUUUAUUUUUCUCGGUUUGCUGAACUCGGCUGCACAGAAUUGAGCCCAGUGCUGGGCAGAACCGACUUUGCAUCCUCAUCUUCUGAUUCCCUACGAAACUUCACCUAAACUGUGAACUCCAGCUGGGUUAAUCACCCAGAAUUUUUAAAUUCUUUUCAUCAAGACAAAGGAGCGUGUUCUGCUGUCACUGUUGCAGACACAGCCUGUGUUUCCCAAGUUGUUUUGGUUUUGCUUUUAUACAUUCCUAUUAUACUGAAAAGGGGGAUUAUUAUAGUUGCAAUUUCCAUGGAAACAAUUACCAUAAAGUAUUGAUCGACCAAGAUAGAUUAGUAAGCACAAAAGGAUAGAGGUUGUCUCUAUGGAAACAUGGACAUUUAGAGCUUUUUUUUUUUUCCCCCCUUAAGAAAAUAACUAUUGUUUCUUUCCCUUGAACAAGUUUCUAAUCCAGUUUAAAAUCUCUUUUUAGUUUUAAUUAAAAUUGCUUAUGUAAUCGAUACUGUGUUUUAGUAUCAUUCAUUUUCUUUUUAUCUCAAGAAAAUCUCUGAAAUAGACCUUUUUUUUAAAAAAAGAGGCCUUUUACAUCAUUUGCACAGCAUUUUUUCAUAUCAAAAAGCAGCUGAAAUGUAUCGCUAAUUGUUAAUGAAAAACAGGUCAACAGAAUAGGCCAUUUGCUUCUGAAAGUUAGCAUUGAGUAGGGUUUUGUGUUAACGGGCCAACAAAGGAAUAACUAACCUGUUGGUACUUUGAGAGGCGCGGGGAGCUGAGCAUUCAGGGGGGUUUUGUAGCUGGUUUUGUUAGCUGCUGGUCAUCGCGGCUCCCGCCGUCAGGUCCAGGUGAGCGGCUGUAUCCAGUUCCCAUACAAGACGGAAUUGAAAUACUUCACCCUGAGAAGCAGGUCCUCCUCGUUUUCCAGCAGAAGUUGAUCGCGUUCCUCCCGGUGGCUGCAGUGACCUGAGAUCUUCUGGUUUGGGUUGGCACCAACGUGAGUCUCCUGUCAAGUCCUGUCUUCUUUAGUAAGAGCUGAAGUUGGACUCCUCCUUCCAGUAUAAAAUGUAUAGAUACUCAUCUUGAGAAUACGCAGCGCUUGAGUAGCUGGAGAUUUUUUUAGUCACUUAUUAAAUUCCUCUAGCGAAAUGAAAUGAGAAUGGGGCCCUUCGUUGUUUUGUAAAUAGUUUUGGUGCUCAAACCUCCAAUGGCAAUAUUUAUUUCUUUCAGCAAAGAGCAGUUUCGUUAAGCUGUAUUCUGUGUAUCUUUAACUACUUGUAUUGUCUUUGUUAUAUUUUUCUGUAAGUCAGUUUUUGAUGAUGCUGGAACUGUCUGGCACUUUCUGUUGUGAAACCAUCGCUCCCGUGCAGAUUUCCCCGUCCUCUGCCUGGCGUACGGGUGCGGGUUUGGGAGCGGCUCAUCCAGGACGGCUUACCUACGCCUCUGCUCCUGACCUGGAGCUUACCGUGUAGAAAUAGGCCUUAGCACUGUGGAGAUGGGACUUGAAAAUAGGUGGCAAAGGAAGACAAAAAGGAGAACUUGUAGAGUGACCUGACAAACAAGCGAAUUAUGUCAUUUUAUUCUUUGCUGUUUACCCCCACUAAAGCAUUAUGGAAAUCUUACUCUUUUCCUUUCCCCUAUGGGGAAAGCAGCCCUGAAUGAAGAGAUCAGUGUUGCUGCUACUAAACUUGUUGGUACAAUAGUCGUACUCUCUGCUUUUUAAGAAGUGGAAUAUAAAGCAUGUUGUUUGCCUGCGUUCUCCCGUUGGUUGUUGUACGGCUGCUUAAUGCCGUGGGAGAGGUGCCUGCCGCGUCCAUGCUCUUUGCUAAUUAAAUUAGAGAGGACGGCUCUGUUUCAAUGGCUGUCUUUUGACUUGAGCAGACAUAAAACGUUCGAUGAGCAAACCCGUUCCUAGGGGAUGUCAUUUGCCUGGCCCACUGAAAGGAGAAGUGUCGGCGUGACGGGAGACGCGGCAGCGUCCUCUGAGGGACGCGUGUUUGGCUGGGUACGAAGGGAACGUGUUGUCAUUGUACUGAGUUACGUGGUCAGGGGUUCUUGUCUCAAGCCUAAUGGACGUGACGUGAAGCUAGAGCCUCAUGGGGUCGUUAAUUGAUGGCUAAUUCCCAGCAACUGUGGAGCCGUGUGCUACGCAAGCAUCGUUCUGCCUAAGCGCUCACUCAAGUUUUAGUGGUCAGAUAAUGAGAUUUAGCGUAAACUGUAUGCUAAAGUGAGAAAAUAUGGAAGUCCUUAUUCCUGUAAUGUCCUGCAGUUCUCCUGUUCCCAACUGCAAAACUGUUUCGGUCAGCCUGUCCCAGAGAAGGCGGAGGUAGAGGAGGCCGAAAGGUGGGCAAGGGCAGCUCCGUCAGCCCGGCGCUGGCGAGGUUGGUUUUGCUGGAAUUGCACCUUCUGUUAUCACUAAUUAGUACAAGUUUCUGGGAGCAGGGAUUCUCUUUACCAGUGAGUUUGUACCGCACCAGAAAAUGACGACAGCUUGCUCCACAGAUUGAACAAAACGACGACACGUUUUUAGGCUUGCCGUGCAUUAGCACAAUCCUGCAAAGGGUGCAGGGCUUGUCGUUUAUCUGUUCCACUGUGCUGCUUUCCCAUAAGUACUCCAUUCAUAAAAUGUAAGAAAAGGGGGUUACAUGUAAAGAUAGUAAUCCAAUAUAAACAUUUUUUUCUGUGUACUAAGAGCUAUAAUUUAAAAACAUCGUCAUCCUAUGCUUAUACGUAGUUGAACCUUCAUUACAAAUGAUGCAAUUAAAGGCAUAAGAUAUUUAAUUCUGUGUCCAAUUUUUUUACAAAUAGCUAAUUUCAGUAGUGCAAGUGGUUUGUGAUGUUUCUUGCCAUAAAGUAUUGCUGGAAUUUAUUUUUUCGAGUUGUUUUUUGUAUAGGUUGAUGAAUUCAACAGCCAUAUGUAAUAUUUGUGCUCUUUCAGGGGAAGUGGAGAUUUUAAGCUUCAUAAUAAAAAUGUCAGUGUAUAUAUAGCACCUUUCUUCAUGAGAAGUUCCACGUGCCAUCUAGAUGUGAAUUACUGGAAUUUCAUGGCAAUCUAAAAAUAUUUAGCAUGAAACACAGAGAAGGGGCAAAUGCAAAGAAAAAAGAGAAAUAGCCAGGCUUCUGCUGGGUAGCAAGGUUCAGCGGUGGAACAAAUGCUGUGUACGAGAGAUGUAAAAAGGGCGAGGUGUCCUUACGUUUGAAAAAUCCAGGGCUACGUUUUACUCCAAGAUGUUCACCUGACUUCUCUGUUCACUAGUCUCAGAAGAAGUAGGAUGGAGACGAUCUCUUACCCAGUGGAGAAGUGGGGAGGAGAGGAAAGGAGAGGAAAAAGGAAAGGAGAGGAGAGGAAAAAGGAAAGGAGAGGAGAGGAAAAAGGAGAAGAGAGGAAAAAGGAGAAGAGAGGAAAAAGGGAAGGAGAGGAAAAAAGGAAGGAGAGGAAAAAGGAGAAGAGAGGAAAAAGGGAAGGAGAGGAAAAAGGGAAGGAGAGGAAAAAGGAGAAGAGAGGAAAAAGGAGAAGAGAGGAAAAAGGAGAAGAGAGGAAAAAGGGAAGGAGAGGAAAAAGGAGAAGAGAGGAAAAAGGGAAAGAGAGGAAAAAGGGGAAGAGAGGAAAAAGGGGAAGAGAGGAAAAAGGGGAAGAGAGGAAAAAGGGGAAGAGAGGAAAAAGGAGAAGAGAGGAAAAAGGAGAAGAGAGGAAAAAGGAGAAGAGAGGAAAAAGGGAAGGAGAGGAAAAAGGGAAGGAGAGGAGAGCCCCAUCACACAAGACACACUGCAGCUGCCUCCUGUAUAUGUUGUGUAACCCACCGGGGCUAGACUGGGAGUGUUGCGCUGUCAGCUUCGAUGUGGAAAAUGGCCCGUCACCGGGUCGCAGCCCGCUGGACCCGCAGGCCAGCUCCUCGUCAGGACUCGUAUUGCACACGACGUUCCCGGGUCACAGCCAGCGCAGGGAGUCGUUCCUGUACAGAUCCGACAGCGACUAUGACUUAUCACCAAAGACGAUGUCCAGGAACUCUUCUCUCCCAAGUGAACAGCACGGGGAUGACCUGAUCGUCACGCCUUUCGCCCAGGUGCUGGCGAGUCUACGAAGCGUGAGGAACAACUUCACGCUCCUUACGAAUUUGCACGGCACUUCCAACAAGAGAUCUCCAGCAACGAGUCAGCCACCUGUCUCCAGAGUUAACCUGCAAGAGGAGCCCUACCAGAAGCUGGCCAUGGAGACGCUGGAGGAGCUCGACUGGUGCCUGGAUCAGCUGGAGACCAUCCAGACCUACCGCUCCGUCAGCGAGAUGGCAUCCAACAAGUUCAAGAGGAUGCUGAACCGGGAGCUGACACACCUUUCCGAGAUGAGCCGCUCCGGCAACCAGGUGUCUGAGUACAUUUCCAACACUUUCCUGGACAAGCAGAAUGAUGUGGAGAUUCCUUCUCCCACCCAGAAAGACAGAGAGAAGAAGAAAAAACAGCAGCUCAUGACACAGAUCAGUGGAGUGAAAAAAUUAAUGCAUAGUUCAAGCUUAAAUAACACCAGCAUUUCGCGAUUUGGUGUGAAAACAGAAAAGGAAGACCAUCUGGCCAAGGAACUGGAAGAUCUGAAUAAGUGGGGUCUCAACAUAUUCAACGUUGCAAGGUACUCCCACAACAGGCCGCUCACCUGCAUUAUGUACGCUAUAUUUCAGGAGCGAGAUCUACUAAAAACAUUCAAGAUCUCAUCAGACACUUUUGUAACAUACAUGAUGACGCUAGAAGACCACUACCACUCGGACGUAGCUUACCACAACAGCCUCCAUGCUGCUGAUGUUGCCCAGUCCACACAUGUUCUGCUCUCUACCCCCGCGCUGGAUGCCGUCUUCACUGAUUUGGAAAUCCUUGCUGCAAUUUUUGCAGCUGCAAUUCAUGAUGUGGAUCACCCCGGGGUCUCCAAUCAAUUUCUUAUUAAUACAAAUUCCGAACUAGCCCUGAUGUACAAUGACGAAUCCGUCUUGGAGAACCACCAUCUUGCUGUGGGUUUCAAACUACUUCAAGAGGAGCACUGUGACAUCUUCCAGAACCUGACCAAGAAACAGCGUCAGACGCUCAGGAAGAUGGUGAUCGACAUGGUAUUGGCGACAGAUAUGUCCAAGCAUAUGAGUCUGUUAGCUGAUCUGAAGACUAUGGUGGAAACUAAGAAAGUGACCAGUUCAGGAGUCCUCCUUCUGGACAACUACACAGACAGAAUACAGGUUCUCCGAAAUAUGGUACAUUGUGCGGACUUGAGUAAUCCCACAAAGUCUCUGGAGCUGUACCGGCAGUGGACGGACAGGAUCAUGGAGGAGUUCUUCCAGCAGGGAGACAAAGAGCGAGAAAGAGGAAUGGAAAUCAGUCCAAUGUGCGACAAACACACAGCGUCAGUGGAAAAAUCACAGGUGGGAUUCAUUGACUACAUCGUCCACCCGCUCUGGGAGACGUGGGCUGACCUGGUGCAGCCCGAUGCCCAGGACAUCCUGGACACGUUGGAGGACAACAGGAACUGGUACCAGAGCAUGAUACCUCAAAGCCCGUCUCCUCCGCUGGAGGAGCGGGGCAGGGACUGUCAGAGCCUGAUGGAGAAGUUCCAGUUUGAACUGACGCUGGAGGAGGAGGAUUCGGAUGGACCGGAGAAGGACAGCGAGAGCAUCGGCUACUUCAGCAAUACAAAGACGCUCUGCGUGGCCGACCCAGGGGAAGAGGAUUCACAGCGGGAGGCGAACAUAGAAAUCGUGACAGAAGAUACGUCUCCUGUCGACACAUAAUGUCCUGUACCUGUGUGAGUGGAUUUUCGACACUUAAUGAGCAUGCAAGCAGUCUGACGGACUAGCCUGCAGCCUGGGUCUGAGGCCUGUGUCUAACAUUGGCUGAAAGAUCUUCCCAGCUACUUGAGAUUGGAGUCAGGGUUAAAGAUCGUGUAGUGAAUGAAUGCUCAGGAAAUUAACAGAUGAUUUACCUUGUGGUUUAAGCCUUGUCAGCUAAGAGCAUCGUGUUGUCCUGGAGCUGGCUUGGGUCGUGACUGAAGAGUAAAUGACACACAACUGAGAGAUUUUAUACUGUUAGUUUUGGAAUUUAUACCAGUUAGACUGAUAGAAACUACUGAUUAAUAACUCUCCAUAUAAACCUGUCCACCUGACCACCUGUCUGCAGACCUGUGUGCCUUCUUUGUAAACACUUUCAUGUCUUUUCAAGAGUCUAUUAAUUAAAUACAUGGAGUUUAGUAUAAAAAGCGACACAAAGUGUUUCAAAAUUGACGGAUACUUUUUUGAUUCUUCCUGUUACAAGAAGCAGUCUUCCUUUUUUCAUGGGCAAUACCUGUCACUUUAUUGCAGUUAAUCACUUUUACAGGCUAAAUAGAAGGGAAACCCUCUGUUUUGCAUUACUGCACCUUUAAUCGUCUUCUUAAUACCCCAGGCGACCCGUUUAAAGUCACUUCAUGCCAUCGUGCACCAUCUCUGUUCGCUUGCUAGGAAUAACAGUGUUUUUUCCUCAAAGGGGUUUUAUUUUUGUCGUGCGCAGGAUAGAGGGUAGUUUGUUUCCAUGGCACAGUGCAGUACAUAAUAUAAGUAAGCGUGAUAAGGCAGCGUGAUGCGUGUUCUCCCUCGGCAGCUCCUUGGCUCAGUGGAAGUUGCACGCUCGGGUAUUUGUGUUUCUCUCGCCUAUCGUUCACGUUUCCUAGGUUUAGGUCCACCGUCCUCCUCCUGCACUGCCUUGAGCUCUAACACCUCCAUUACUGUUUAUAACAGUGUAUUUAUUAUGUAAUGUAUAUACUGUAAUGUUUUGUAAGUUAUUAAUUUAUAUGAAUUAACAUCGCCUGUCGGCGGCGGCGUUAAUUGUGUAGAAAACUCGGAAUAAGAGUUGCCUUUUUUUCUUGUAACCUUUUGUAUUGCAUAAAAUCCAAGAACCUGAACAUAGCUGAAGAGACAGACGCAACCCAGGAAGGGCAUUUGGGUAGCAGCCGCCCGCGGGGGGGUUUGGCUUCACAGCGAGCCGGGGGGAACCGAACCCCGGGGCAGCAGGCGAGCACGUGGAAGUGUUGGAAACCUGGGGGGGGAACUCCCCCCCCCCCCCCCAAAAAAAAAGAACCCCCCCCCCGUGAACGGGCCGGCUUUUAAAUGUCAUGUUCCAAUUUCUGAACAACCCAAUGUGAAUUUCUAUGACAAAAAUGUGAACUGAUGUAAUAAUUGUGCUGUGAAACUUCUGACAAAGCUUGUCCGGCAUCGUGAGCGGUGUCAAUCUCAGUUUGUAAAAUAUGUUUCAAGCUUUUGGUCCAACUUGUGACUAACUAGUUAAUGAAAAUAGCACAGUUGUGCAUGAUCAAUGGGUUUGUAUGUCUGUUGAACACUGCAUUGUUCCAGGUGGUUAUUUUAUUGUUUCCAAAAGUUUCACACAAUGUAUGUUAUAGUAUUAUAUAUUGUGUUCAGAUGCAUUCUUAAGAGAUUUUUAUAUGAAGUGAAUAAAUGAAAGCAUGACCCUG